AUGGAUAACAAUACGAAACAAGAAACAAAAACGGAACCAGUUAUCAAAGACGCAGGUUGUUGGGUACGUUUUAAAAAUUUCUUUUCCGACAGAGGCUUCGAUUUAGAGUAUGAAUAUCCUACACAUAGUUCCAGGACUAUUAAUUUACUAGGAGAGAAUCGAGAAACCGAAAUCGAAGGCUAUAGAACAAUAGAGGAAAGAAAACUGUCGAUUGGUAAAGAUAAAGAGAGACAACUUUCCAACUCUUUAGUCAAUGUGGAUGAUGAAUUGGGUGGUGUGAUUAAUUUUUAUGAACAAUUUGCGAUUUUAGUCGAUGAUGGAAAAGAGGAAGUCAGUUCCCCCGAAGUAUUUAAGAAGACAACUAGACGUCGAGUAUCUUCGAGACCUAGUGUUCUUUUGACUAAUAUAACUGAGGAAGGUGAUGGUGAGCUGGAUGAUAUUGAAGUGAACAGGUUGCCGCCGCCCGCGCAAAUACCUUCUGCCAUGUUCUACGCGCCCCCAGAGCCGCUGGAGUUGCUUUGCGUGUUUCCGGAGCGCGCAUCACGAGUGUGUGCAGCAGCGUGCUCAGCGGUGGCACGCGCGGGCGGCGAAGCGCGCACCGUGCGAUGUGCCCGCGAUGCUCUUGAUGCACUUCGAAGAGAUGCCGAUUCUCGACAGCCGCAUGUCAUAGUUAUAGAUGCAAGGCAGCCGCAAGUGCUUGAUGCUUUUUUGCUUGCGAGAGCAAUAAGGGGAACGAAGAACACUCAACACAUAAUUCUCAUAGCAGUCGUAAAAAAAAGUCUCUACCUGAAGGACGACUUUGCAGUACUGGCCUACCUCGAUGCGGGAUUCAACCGAGUGAUGGUGGAAACAGUAAGCGGUACGGCGUGGUGUGCAGAAGUGCUGCAGUCCCGGGCAGCUGGGGCUACUUCGCGGGCUCAAGUCGCCGCUGUGGCUGCCCUCGCCGCUGCUGCUGAUCGUUGCCGAGACCUUGUCGCUGUUACUGAUGAUCAGCAGAGGAUUCUUCUAGCAAACAAAUCAUGGUGUCGAGUUCUCGGCUGGCGCCAAGACGAGGGUCCUAAACUAAUAUCAGAAACAGCAGGCGGUGAGGCACUAAGACAGGCAACGAGCGGUGCAAGAGAAUGGGAGGCGCCAGUAAUGCUUCGACGCCGAGCUGGUCCGGACCCUAUAAUGCUGCCAUGCCGAGGAGCUGCCGUGGGGCUAACCAAAAGCCCAUCUCACAUAGUAUUCGUCUGCGAGCCCACUAACGCAAUAGAGAAUGAUCGUGGCCGAGGCUCUCUUCACUCCAUCAGGCGAGGCUCACUCGAUGUUCGUUCAGUUGCAUCUGACGGUCUGCGACGCACUUCGCUAGCAAAGUUGCAAGGGCUACCAUUGGAAGCUCCCAUCACUAAGGUGAUAUCUCUCUUAUCAACGGCUACCGAGGGCGCUCCUCCUUCAACUGUUGCCUGCAUCGAGAGAGCUGUCGACAUGUUACGGACUUCAGAACUGUACUCCCCGCAAAUGAGAGAUGAACCUAAACUUAGAGUUGAAGACCCUAUCGCAACCGAUCUCAUUGGAGCACUAUUAUCUCAAGGACCUACCAACGUCCUAUCCUCGCGGCGAAGCAGCAACGAUUCGACCGUCGUCCGAGGACAAACAAAUAGAACUAAUAUUAAGCACAAGACAUCUGGCCAAGUCCGAGAGCUUCUCGACACAGCUCUGAGCUGGGAUUUCGAGAUUUUCCGUCUCGAGGAAAUGACCCGCAAUCGACCUCUCGCUCACCUGGGUCUUGCGCUUAUGGGCGGUCGCUUUGACGUAUGCGCAACUCUUGAAUGCGACGAGAGAACACUUCUUCACUGGCUUACCAUAAUUGAAACUAACUACCACGCUGUCAAUACGUAUCAUAAUUCUACACAUGCGGCCGAUGUGCUACAGGCAGUAGGAUACUUCCUGGAGAAGGAUCGACUGAAGACAUUCCUGGAGCCACUUGAAGCUGCCGCAGCACUAAUAGCAGCUGCAGCCCAUGACGUAGACCACCCUGGAACUUCAUCAGCGUUCUUGUGCAAUGCGCGUCAUCCCCUCGCUGUGCUCUAUAACGACGUUUGCGUACUUGAAUCACACCACGCUGCACUCACAUUUAAGCUGACCCUAAAAGACGACAGAGUGAACAUAUUCAAGAAUCUCGAUCGUGAAACAUAUAAACAAGUACGUCACAACGUUAUCGACAUGAUCCUGGCCACGGAAAUGACCAAGCACUUUGAGCAUCUCGCCAAGUUCGUCAAUGUCUUCUAUGCAAAGUCAAACGGCAGCAAAGACGACGGCAUGCACACCGACGAACCAUAUGCGCUGGAUACGACCGCACUCUCAUUGCCAGAAAAUGUCAUCUUAGUAAAAAGGAUGAUGAUUAAGUGCGCCGAUGUUUCCAAUGCGUCCCGACCUCAAAAGUUUGCAUUCGAAUGGGCUAGGAGGAUUGCGGAAGAAUACUUCCUACAAACAGAUGAAGAGAAAGCAAAGGAGUUGCCGGUAGUAAUGCCAAUGUUCGACCGCGCCACUUGCUCAAUUCCGCGUUCACAGAUUGGGUUUAUCGAUUUCAUUAUUAUGGACAUGAUGGAAGCCUGGUCUGCUUUCAUCGACAUGCCAGAGCUUGUGAACCACGCUCACAACAAUCUUGCUCGAUGGAAGGAACUCGACGAAGCCGGCGUCACUACCCUGGAUGACGUCAAAAGGGCUCAGCGACACUCCGUCGUUCAUGCGCCGCGCCUAACACAACCGCCAAAUAAUACCGCUAACACCACUACGGAGGAGUAA
Molecule: messenger RNA, 2787 nt
Organism: Arctia plantaginis
Lineage: Eukaryota; Metazoa; Arthropoda; Insecta; Lepidoptera; Erebidae
Source: the annotation of a GenBank genome assembly